Molecule: messenger RNA, 1191 nt
Organism: Aspergillus melleus
Lineage: Eukaryota; Fungi; Ascomycota; Eurotiomycetes; Eurotiales; Aspergillaceae
Product: D-serine ammonia-lyase DSD1
Exons: 4
Coding region: 1-1191 (396 amino acids)
Biological process (GO): D-serine catabolic process
Molecular function (GO): D-serine ammonia-lyase activity
Source: RefSeq, a predicted model, not a curated record
AUGGACUUCUCUCUCCAAUCUCACGCCUCCUUCAUCGGUCGGUCAAUCAAUGACCUCCCCACCCCAGCCCUCGUCAUCAGCAAACCUACCCUAGAGCGAAACAUCAAGCAAUUACUACAAGAUGUCCAGGACCUUGAGAUUUCCUUUCGACCGCAUGUUAAGACCCUCAAGUCCAUCGAAGUCACGCGCAAAAUGCUCGCGAACGGCCUCCACCGGAAGAUCGUGGCGUCCACGGUGUGCGAGAUCCGGGGGGCGAUGCCGUUGGUGCAAGAGGGGAUUUUAGAUGAGUGUCUCUACGGCAUCCCCAUCUACCCCAGCGUCCUGCCCCAGUUAGCAGAGCUGGCAAAGUCCGUCAAGAUAUCACUCAUGCUCGACAACGAGCAGCAUGUUGAUGUCCUGGAGCAGUAUGCCCGCAGCUCUGGGACCGCAGCUCCAUGGCCCGUCUUCAUCAAAGUGGAUGUUGGGUCGCGGCGCGCGGGCGUGGAGACGACGUCCUCGGCGCUGGAGCGGUUAGUGGCGCGAGUUGAGGCAUCAGGCGCAGCUUCUCUGGAGGGGUUCUAUUGUCACGGUGGCCAUUCGUAUGGAUGUCGCACGCGCGAGGAGGCCGUGGAGGUCCUUCGUGCGGAGAUGGAUGGCGUGGUUUCCGCGUCGAGGUAUUUGGAUCUAGAGCGUGAUAGCACCAGGAGGGUUAUUGUUUCGAUUGGGUCCACGCCGACGGCCCAUGUCGUAAAGGCUUUGAGGGAGGAGUUGCCGGGGAAUUUGGAGUUGGAAUUACAUGCUGGUAAUUAUCCUGCGCAUGAUCUCCAGCAGGUGUCGACCGGUCUGGUGGGAGAGUCGGAGCAGGCUGUUCGCGUCCUGGCCGAGGUGUGCAGUGUGUAUCCGGAGCGAAACGAGGCGCUCGUUAAUGCGGGUACGGUUGCGCUGUCCAAGGAAACGAGUGCCGUGCCGGGAUUUGGAUACGUUGCUGGUCGGCCGGAUUGGUCUGUUGUGAGGAUGUCGCAGGAGCAUGGGAUUCUCGGACUAGGGGGUUCGAAGAAGCAGGAGAAGGUGGAAGACGUGUUUCGAGUCGGGGAUAGGGUGAUAUUGUAUUGCCAGCAUUCGUGCAUUACUGCUGCCGCGUUCCACGUUUACUACGUGGUUGAUGAAGAGGAUAUAGUUCGGGAGACCUGGGUGCCGUGGAAGGGGUGGUGA